AUGGGCAAAAGCAGACUAGCCCAACCGAGCGAGACGCAGGCCUCCUCCGAUUGGGCCAGAAUGUACUGGCUCGCCAGGAAUAGACAAGUAGGCCUCGGUCUUGGCCUCCGCCUCGGGGACGAAAAGACGGUGAGGAGUGAUUACACUCUCGGCUCGUCAUCGGACAGGCCAGCCAAUUGGUGCCAGGCUCACUCGCCCCUCCAGAACAGCACAAUUCGGCCAGUCGUCCUUUGGCCGAGGUUGGCCGACGCUUUUCCCCCUGUCUAUUUAGCCUUAUCGUCUGCCACGAUAAAUGAUCGCUCCUCAACCCAUCCAUCGUCGUAG
This is a messenger RNA of Protopolystoma xenopodis, 324 nucleotides long. Lineage: Eukaryota; Metazoa; Platyhelminthes; Monogenea; Polystomatidea; Polystomatidae. The record is from the annotation of a GenBank genome assembly.